GAGUGCGCAUGCGCGAGCGAUUGUGGCCGCUGGUCUACGGGGCCGCUGCGGUUGGGUUUGGAUGCUGGACCCGCGUCCCUCCAGCAGCCUGCGCUGACUACUGUGCCUCUCUUCCUCCUCCGAGUUCCUGUGACUUGUUCCUCCUGAUCCUUAAGGACGUCGCAGGAAGACAAUCUGCCAUCAGGUAAGAAACCGAGGCAAGAGUGGGUGAAACUGAAGAGCGAUUGGACGUUGCCGUUGGCCCCAGACGUACCAUGAUUCUUUUCCCAUGAAGGUUAUUACAAAAUAUUGUGUAGAGUCCCUGUGCUAUAUGGACGAUGGCGGGAAAAGUGAAAUGGGUCACUGACAUCGAGAAGUCGGUGCUGAUCAACAACUUCGAGAAGCGAGGAUGGGUGCAGGUGACGGAGAGCGAGGACUGGAAUUUCUACUGGAUGAGCGUGCAAACCAUCCGCAAUGUUUUCAGUGUGGAAACUGGCUAUCGGCUCUCGGACGACCAAAUCGUCAACCAUUUCCCAAACCACUAUGAGCUGACGCGGAAGGAUCUGAUGGUGAAGAACAUCAAGCGGUACCGGAAGGAGCUGGAGAAGGAAGGGAGCCCCCUGGCGGAGAAGGACGAAAGUGGGAAAUACCUCUACCUGGACUUUGUCCCGGUCACCUACAUGCUGCCCGCCGACUACAACCUGUUUGUGGAGGAGUUCCGGAAAAGCCCCUCCAGCACCUGGAUCAUGAAACCUUGUGGCAGAGCCCAGGGCAAGGGUAUCUUUCUGAUCAACAAGCUCUCGCAGAUCAAAAAGUGGUCCCGGGACAGCAAAACCUCUUCGUUCGUGUCUCAGUCGCCCAAGGAGGCCUACGUGAUCUCUCUGUACAUCAGCAACCCGCUCCUCAUCGGCGGCAGGAAGUUCGACCUGCGCUUGUAUGUCCUGGUGUCCACGUACCGCCCCCUGCGCUGCUACAUGUACAAACUCGGGUUUUGCCGCUUUUGCACCGUGAAGUACACCCCCAGCACCAGUGAGCUGGAUAACAUGUUCGUUCAUCUCACCAACGUUGCCAUUCAGAAACACGGGGAGGACUACAACCACAUCCACGGGGGCAAGUGGACGGUCAGCAACCUGCGGCUCUACCUCGAGAGCACCCGCGGCAAGGAGGUGACCAGCAAGCUGUUCGACGAGAUCCACUGGAUCAUCGUGCAGUCUCUGAAGGCCGUGGCCCCGGUGAUGAACAACGACAAACACUGCUUCGAGUGCUACGGCUACGACAUCAUCAUCGACGACAGGCUGAAGCCCUGGCUGAUCGAGGUCAACGCGUCUCCAUCGCUCACCUCCAGCACCGCCAACGAUCGAAUCCUCAAGUAUAACCUGAUCAACGACACCCUCAACAUCGCGGUCCCCAACGGCGAGGUUCCCGACUGUAAAUGGAACAAGUCCCCCCCCAAGGAGGUCCUCGGCAAUUACGAGAUCCUCCUCAGCCCCGCCGCCGCUGCUGAAUCCCGGAACUGCUUCCAGGUACGACGAGGAGCUGGCACAAGGGGACGGGGCUGACCGGGAGCUGAGAAGUCGGCCGGGCCCGUCCCUGGGGCCCAGAGGGGGCCGAUCGAGAGACUCGGGGAGAGCCACCCUCACAACCUGGAAGUGACCGCAGCGAGACCCCAGCCUGGACCCACCCGGGCAGAACUUGUCACUGCACCCCCCCGUCCAAGACCUAUUUUGGAAUUCCCUUUUUCUAGAGCUUUUUUCCUUUCCUAAACCCUGUAAAUAAAUAAAGGCACUUCUUUGGAAGGUCAA
Molecule: messenger RNA, 1781 nt
Organism: Sus scrofa (pig)
Lineage: Eukaryota; Metazoa; Chordata; Mammalia; Artiodactyla; Suidae
Source: RefSeq, a predicted model, not a curated record